This is a messenger RNA of Aspergillus pseudonomiae, 1596 nucleotides long. RefSeq lists its product as uncharacterized. NCBI's taxonomy places the organism in Eukaryota, Fungi, Ascomycota, Eurotiomycetes, Eurotiales, Aspergillaceae. Bases 288 to 1334 code for a protein of 348 amino acids. The record is from RefSeq and is a predicted model, not a curated record. The transcript is spliced from 6 exons.
AUCGAACGUGUAUUCCUUGCGGAGGACACCUACACGAGGUUACGCCAUGCUGCUCGGUGGAAUGUCUCAUCCUUGUCUUAGAAUGAUGUCUAGCCCUUUUCAGAAUAAGCAAACAAGAUUGACGGCCAGACGGUGGAAUAGGCGGCGCAAGGGGGUGUAUGCAUGGGUGUCAUGAGCCAGAGCUCGCAUAUUAGGCAGUCGUGCGUUAACAUCGCAGCUCUGAUGUCUGCGCCUUUUUUGAUGCCUCGUCUGCGUCCUUCAUCGAUAUACCUAUGCUGGCCUAAACGAUGGGCUGGGUCCACCAUGCCGCUCCAGAGGUCGAAGACCAGUCCCGGUAUCGUCAGAUUCUAGGUGUCUGUCUCAGCUUAACUGUUCUGAUGGUCAUUACCGUCAGCCUGCGGCUGGGUCUCCGGGCGCACGCUCGUCGACUGGGCGCUGCGGACUAUGUGAUGGUGGUGAGUAUGCUGUUCAGCGUCAUCUACAGCGCCCUAUGUAUCUCUCAAAGCAGAUACGGGCUGGGACUACCACUCCACCUGCGCCCGAAAGAAAACCUCCCAAUCUACAAAAAGCUUAAUUAUGCCGGCCGACCCUUCUACCAGAUCGGCAUCGCCGGCUUCAAAGCCUCGCUCUGCCUCAGCUACCUACGCCUCCUCACCAAAACAUCACUAUCCAUCUACCGAAUCCUCAUCUGGACGGUGCUCAUUAUCUCGACAGCGGGCCACAUUGCUGGCGCAUUGGCCCUACUCUUCAACUGUCAUCCUGUCCAACUAGCCUGGCGAACAGACAUCACAGGCACCUGCCUCCCGGUCGGAGGCACAUUCUACGGCCUAGCCAUCUUCACUAUCAUCUGCGACCUCAUGAUCAUCUUCCUACCGAUCCCGCUCCUGCUCCGCCUGAAGAUCAAGCCCGCCCAGAAAGCCGGCGUCGUGUGCCUGUUCCUCCUCGGACUGUUCACGACCAUCUGCUCCAUCAUGCGACUAACCCAAAUUCACCGCGUGGCCUACGGGGACGGAAACUCCACUGCACUGGUGCUUUGGGGGACGAUCGAGUUUAACGUGGGUAACAUCAUCACCUGCAUUCCCUACUUAGCACCGUUGCUAAAGGGGCUGGUGCACGAUUUCCGAUCGAAUAGCAAAGCGUACGAGAGUCAGGGCCAUUAUGUUUUGGAAUCGUGGAAGGAUCCGCGAUCGCAGUUACGAUCGACUGCGUCCGCGCCGAGGCGAACGCCCAGCGAGGAGCUAAUCAUGGAUAGCGUGGCGCCUGGGCAUGGGGGGAUCGAGAUGACGGUGGAGGUGCGGGUGUCGCUGGAGCGCAAGUUGUCGAGGGGAGUUUAAUCAUGCAUAACAGGGUUGAUUAAGACGGUUCAUUUGUCAGAGUAUCGUAGCAUGAGUCUUUUAUUUGCUCGGCAGACGGCCAGCGUAAGCACUAAUAUCGCGUUGAAGCAAGGGGGGUAUGGUUAAGAUUCCGAGGAUAUCCGCAAAUACGACCUCGUCCGACGGAGCAUCCGUUCACUAGGCAGGGGUCGGGCAUCCUCAAGGAAGGCAACUGAUAAUCAGGGCUCGUGCUAUAUGCACUCAACACCAGGUAAUCUGCCGG